Molecule: messenger RNA, 3351 nt
Organism: Solea senegalensis (Senegalese sole)
Lineage: Eukaryota; Metazoa; Chordata; Actinopteri; Pleuronectiformes; Soleidae
Gene: adora2aa
Product: adenosine A2a receptor a
Exons: 3
Coding region: 563-1930 (455 amino acids)
Biological process (GO): G protein-coupled adenosine receptor signaling pathway; adenylate cyclase-activating G protein-coupled receptor signaling pathway
Cellular component (GO): membrane
Molecular function (GO): G protein-coupled adenosine receptor activity
Source: RefSeq, a predicted model, not a curated record
UCUUGAGUUCCCUCACUGGGACAUUGAUGUUGUAGAGGACACUGGACAGAGUGGAUGGUUCUUGUAUGUUCAUCAUUACCUGGAUGUAUAAUUUCUUUCCUUCAUCAUCAUCAUCAUCAUCAUCAUCAUCUUCAGCUGUGUUCACUCAGUGACUGUCACAUUGUCUGUUUAUCGAUCUCGGUCACAGUUUGUGCAGUUUAACAGAACAGUUCUGCACCCCUUUAUAUCCCAGUCUCCAUCUCGGCGUCUGAGAAGUUCACGAGAGUGAAAACGUUGAGGGGACGGAGCGGCAAAGGAGGAGGAGGAGGAGGAGGAGAGAGGACAGCGUUGUGUUUUUUUGAGCAGGAGAGGAUGAAGGGGACUCUUUCUUGUGUCUGGACCUAAAACAUAAGACAAUCAUCAUCCUCAUCAGCAGCAGUUUGAGCUGAGGAGGACUGAAAGUGCCUGGAGAAUCUGGUGGAUGUGUAUGGAGUUGCUGGGGGUGGCUGCCAGGCUGCAGCUAUGGUUGUUGAGUCGAGGUUUCCUGCCUCCUCAUCAGUGACCUGGUCGUUUUUGUCUCACCAUGCCGGAAGACCCCGUCGCCUCCGUGCUCUACAUCAUCCUGGAGCUGCUGAUUGCUGUGUUCUCUGUGCUGGGCAACGUGCUGGUCUGCUGGGCCGUGUGCCUCAACAGCAACCUGCAGAGCAUCACUAACUUCUUUGUGGUGUCGCUGGCCGUGGCCGACAUCGCGGUGGGCGUCCUGGCCAUACCCUUCGCCAUCGUCAUCAGCACCGGCUUCUGCUCCAACUUCUAUGGCUGCCUCUUCAUCGCCUGCUUCGUGCUGGUUCUCACUCAGAGCUCCAUCUUCAGUCUGUUGGCCAUCGCUAUCGACCGAUACAUCGCAAUCAAGCUACCACUCAGGUACAACAGUUUGGUGACAGGCCAGCGAGCCCAAGGCAUCAUCGCCAUCUGCUGGGUUUUAUCCAUCAUCAUCGGUCUGACCCCGAUGAUGGGUUGGCACAAAGAGACCGAGCCAGUGUCACCGAAAGCUGCCAACAACAGCACGUGUCUGCCCACUCAGAUGAAGUGCCUGUUUGAGAAGGUGGUGAACAUGGAGUACAUGGUCUACUUCAACUUUUUUGCCUGUGUACUGAUUCCUCUGCUGCUGAUGCUGGCCAUCUACCUGCGUAUCUUCAUGGCCGCUCGUCACCAGCUCAAACUGAUUGAGUUGAAGGCGUUUCACGGCGAGAAGUCUCGCUCCACGCUGCAGAAAGAGGUGCAGGCGGCCAAGUCCCUGGCCAUCAUUGUGGGGCUGUUUGCCGUCUGCUGGCUGCCUCUACACAUCAUCAACUGCUUCACCCUCUUCUGUCCUCUGUGUGUUCGUCCUCCGCCCUGGAUCAUGUAUUUGGCCAUAAUCCUCUCUCACGCCAACUCUGUGGUCAACCCCUUCAUCUACGCCUACAGAAUCAGGGAGUUCAGACUGACCUUCCGUAGGAUUAUCCGGCGCCACAUCCUGGGCCAGCAAGACAUGUUUGAGAGUGGCAGCAGUAAACGCAACUCCACUUACAACGGCAUCACAGACUCCAUCAGACUCAAGGCAAACGGCCUCAGCUUUCAGUUCUUCACUGAACACAGUGGCAGCAGUAGCUGUGAAAGCUCUUGCCACUGUCCCACUUACAUCUCUGCUGUAGGGGGAGGACUGGUGGCGGUGUCCCGCCCCCCUCUGUCAGUCAUCAUCUCCCACUGUCCUAAGACAGACCUGUGUCCACUGCAAGGCCUCACACAAACUCAGAUACCAGAGGAUCAUCAUCAUCAUGUACAGCAGCAGCAGCAGCAGCAGCAGCAGGACUGCAGUGAACCAGUCGUCAUGGAGGACAAAGACCUGGUCUCUUCACUGUUCAACAGACAGGACAGGAAGUGCUGCUUCAGUGAAGUGGCAAAGGUGUCCUGACGCGCGAGGGAUUUAUAGUUGUUGUCAGGUUUAGAUCUGCGACGGAAACGUUUGUGCCGAUGAUAAAGGACAGCAAACAUUCACUAAAAUAACUUCUUCAACACAUUAAAACUGGCUCCUCAGUUUAAUUUAAACCGCUGCGAGAUGUUUUUCUUUGAAAAUGAUUGACAGAUUAAUCGAUUGUGAAAAUAAUGCUUAGCUGCAGCUCUAAUUUCAGAUUCUGUUGAUAGUUUUCCCUUAAAUUAAAACAUUUUAAUGUGUGUAAUGACAGAAAUGGACAGUAAAGUGUUGUUUGACACUUUCCUCUCGUGUUGAACUCCUGUGCUCGAUCCUCACCGUCCCAUCUUCAGCGGUCUGAACAGAACAGAUUCUCCCCGUGUCUCUCGUCUUUCACUGCUGCAUGAGCCACAAAUCUGUACACGAGAAAAAGUAGCACGGACGUGGACACAAAUGCAUCAGCUGACCAUUAGGAUCACACAACGUACAAUGACGAGGAGGCUGAAAGGGACGCCAUUUCAUUCAAGCAGCAAUUAUCAAAAGUGCUGAGCGACAAAGAUUAAAUCAGGCUGUAAAAUCCUCCAUCUCCCAGCAUGCCUUGGGACUACAGCGGACAGAAAGGAUGUCAUUUUUCUUUGUUAGUGUAACAAAAAUGUGAACGACACAUGGAUGGUGGCCUCCAUAAAGCGAGGCGCUUGAUUAAGGCACAUAUAAAUAUAUAGAUAUAUAGAUAUAUAUAUAUAAGACUUAUUUCUAAGGCUACGAUAACUGUACUAUAUUUCAUACACUGUCACAGACCUACACCAUCUUAAAUGUUACACACUGGACUGAGAGUUCAGUGAAAGACUCAGCAAAGCUCAGCUAAUAAAGACGAGAGUGGAUCUCUAUUAUUAUCAUUAUUAUUAUUAUUAUUGUUCAACUGUAAAUGAAAUGAAUAUACUCUAGUUUGUGAGUAAAGCCUGACAACUCAAUUAUUGAUGUCUAAAUCUAAAGACAGAUCACAUUAAGCCACUACCAUGACUCAUGAGCAGAGCAUUACAAUCCUUGUCUAUAGCUGAGCCUCAUCCCUGCAGGAUGUUAAUAAUGUUUUUUGUUUUGCAUUAUAUUUCAAGUGUUUGUUUUUUUUUGCCAUGUAUUUACAAUGAACGAGUUCUGAUUAUUAAUAUUUCUGGGCCGUCUGUCGUCUCUAUUUAUACUGAAUAAAACCCAGGACAGGACAGGUAUGACAUGUGUGUCAGUAGCACUGUAAAAACCUCAGAGUUGGUCAUGUGAUGCUGAUCGGUGACCUCGUGUUUGCUCCGUGUGAUCAUGUGACUUGACUGUGUGCUUAUUUAAGUGAAAUUCAUGAAGAUGGUUUUGAAAGAUGCUGUUUGUAAAUGAUGACAGUUUAAACUAAAAUAAAUAAACAAACUCAGCGCAGUCCA